AUGCAGCUCAUAUUACGCCGGACAACUUUGAUUCAUGUGUGGAAUGUUUACGAUCUUACACCGAAGCAAGUCUCGACGGAGGACGGUGCAUAUGCGGCUGGUCCAUUAAGUGGCGAUGCUCAAAGUCAGCUACGGAGUGUGAAGAAAGAGGAGAAGUCGAGACGGACGAACAAACAGGCUGGCCCAUUAAGUGGCGAUGCUCAAAGUCAGUUACGAAGUGUGAAGAAAGAGGAGAAGUCGAGACGGACGAGCAAACAAGGUUUGUAA
Molecule: messenger RNA, 267 nt
Organism: Gongylonema pulchrum
Lineage: Eukaryota; Metazoa; Nematoda; Chromadorea; Rhabditida; Gongylonematidae
Source: the annotation of a GenBank genome assembly